This is a messenger RNA of Stegastes partitus (bicolor damselfish), 886 nucleotides long. RefSeq names its product calpain-5-like. The transcript has 5 exons. Gene Ontology annotation, cellular component: cytoplasm. Gene Ontology annotation, molecular function: calcium-dependent cysteine-type endopeptidase activity. Gene Ontology annotation, biological process: proteolysis. The annotation marks the transcript as partial. The record is from RefSeq and is a predicted model, not a curated record. Lineage: Eukaryota; Metazoa; Chordata; Actinopteri; Pomacentridae.
CACAAGCGUCCAGACUCCGGCCGAGGAGCUCCGAACAUCCCGGAGCUGACAGCGGGAGGAACUCCGACAGCGACCCGGGAAGGAGACGCUCAGAGAGCCGUUCACCAGCAGCCCCAGAUCACCAGGUUCUAGAAGAUGGUUCCGUAUGAAGGUCAGAGUUAUUCAGCUCUGAGGAAACAGUGCCGGCAGGAUGGACGUCUGUUUGAAGAUCCUCUGUUCCCCACCAGCGACCGCUCACUGUUCUACCUGAGGAACACCGUCGGACCCGUCGCCUGGAAGAGACCUCAGGAGCUGAGCAGAAACCCUCGACUGUUCGUGGACGGCAUCAGCGCUCACGACCUGCACCAGGGCCAGCUGGGGAACUGCUGGUUCGUAGCCGCCUGCUCCAGUCUGGCCUCCAGAGACGCUCUGUGGCAGAAGGUGAUUCCAGACUGGAAGGACCAGGAGUGGGACCCGGAGCGACCCGAGUCCUACGCCGGGAUCUUCCACUUCCGGUUCUGGAGGUUUGGUCAGUGGGUGGACGUGGUGAUCGACGACCGGCUGCCGACGGUGAACGGAGAGCUCAUCUACUGCCACUCCAACGACCCCGACGAGUUCUGGAGCGCGCUGGUGGAGAAGGCCUACGCCAAGAUGUGCGGCUGCUACGAGGCCCUGGACGGAGGGAACACUGCCGACGCUCUGGUGGACUUCACAGGAGGAGUUUCAGAACCGAUGGACCUGACCGAGGACGGCUACAAGACCGACGAGAGCCAACGGAACCAGCUGUUCGAGAGAGUUCUGAAGGUCCACAACCGAGGAGGCCUGAUCAGCUGCUCCAUCAGGGUGAGGAUGCACAACAGACCUACAACAGACCUACAACAGACACACAACAGACACACAACAGACG